AUGAGCGACAGCCCUCCGCCGGUUCCUCCUCCGCCGUUAAAUCAUUCGAACGGCAAUGGUAGGUCACCAAUGGGACUGCCACCACCCCCUCCGCCUCCAGGUUUUGAUGGAUUUGAUUUACCGCCCCCUCCACCGGGUAUAGAUCAGAAUUUUAUUCUCCCUCCACCGCCUCCUGGACUUGAGGAAGACAUGGGACCACCACCACCACCACCAUUGCCACCGGCAUCAGAGCUCAAUGAUGAAGUGCCAACAUCUGUCCCAGAAGCCAGUAAAAGAAUGAACGGUCAUUCAACUGUGGUUUUAGAUAACAUUGCAACCAACAAAAAGAGGAAGCUCGAUUCAGAUAACCUCAAUAAUAGCCAAAGAAAACGUAUUAAGAAGGAAAAGAGAAGACUCAAGAAGUUGAAGGGAGGAAAAGUUUCAUCCCACAAGGCAGAGAUGCCUCCUGAACAUCUGCGAAAGAUCAUUGAUAGCCACUCUGACAUGACAUCAAAAAGAUUUAACUACGAUAAAAGAUCAUUCUUGGGAGCCCUCAAAUACAUGCCUCAUGCGGUAUUGAAGCUUUUAGAGAAUAUGCCACAACCCUGGGAAGAAGUGAAAGAGGUUAGAGUGUUAUAUCACGUUACUGGUGCCAUAACCUUUGUCAAUGAGAUACCGAGGGUCAUUGAACCUGUUUAUGCCGCUCAAUGGGCCACAAUGUGGUUAGCGAUGAGAAGAGAGAAGCGUGAUAGGUCACAUUUUAAAAGAAUGAGAUUUCCAGCUUUCGAUGAUGACGAACCACCACUUUCAUACUCUCAAAAUAUUCAAGAUAUUGAGCCGCUGGAUCCAAUCAGGUUGAAUCUAGAUAAAUUUGACGAUGAAUUUGUGAAAGAUUGGCUAUAUGACAGUCGACCACUACAAGAUGACCAGAAGAAAGUGAAUGGGACUUCAUACAAAAGCUGGUACUUACCGUUACCUGUGAUGGCGAAUUUACAGAGGCUCACCUCUCCACUUGCCAACGACCUCGCCGAUCGUAACAAAUUUUACCUUUAUGAUAAGAAAUCUUUUUUCACUUCCAAGGCCCUCAAUACCGCAAUACCUGGAGGACCAAAAUUUGAGCCACUUUAUCCAUUAGAAGAAGAGGAGGAUUUUAAUGAGUUCAACUCGAUCGAUAGAAUAAUAUUCAGGAUUCCAGUACGAAGUGAGUACAAGGUUGCUUUUCCUCAACUUUAUAAUUCCCGUCCCAGAUCUGUCGAGAUAACAUGGUAUAAUGAUCCAGUUUCCUGCCUUAUAAGGUGCGACGAAGAUCCUGAGAUACCGUCAUUCUACUUCCACUCAUCACUAAAUCCUAUUAUAUCAAGGCGAAAUGAAAGGAAAUCACUACAGAAAAAGGAAGAUUCUGGGUUUUUGCUCCCAGAGGGACUAAAGCCUUUGAUGGAUGAAGAAGAUCUCGUACUACCCGAGACGAAAGAUGCAUUAGAGUUGUACUAUGCACCAUACCCAUUCAACAGAAAUUCUGGGAAUACAGUGAGAGCACAAGAUGUUCCUUUAUUAAAGAGUUGGUAUCUACAACAGCCUGAUGAAGAUUAUCCUAUUAAAACUAGAGUUUCACAUCAAAAGCUGCUCAAGACUCAUGUUCUGAACGAGUUGCGAAAAAGAAGCUCAACGAACGGCAAAAAAGUCAAACUUCUGAAAGCUUUUAGCAAUACCAAAUACUUUCAGCAAACUAAUAUUGACUGGGUGGAAGCAGGCCUACAAGUAUGUCGCCAAGGACAUAACAUGCUGAAUUUGCUCAUUCAUAGGCGAGGUCUUACCUUUCUUCAUUUAGAUUACAACUUCAAUUUGAAACCAACUAAGACCUUGACCACAAAAGAGCGUAAAAAAUCGAGAUUUGGUAAUGCUUUUCACUUAAUGAGAGAAAUAAUGAAGGUUACUAAGUUAUUAGUGGAUUCCCAUGUGCAGCAUCGACUAGGCAAUAUAGAUGCUUUCCAGUUAGCCGAUGCCAUAUACUAUAUUUUUAAUCAUUUGGGCCAGCUCACAGGUAUCUACAGGUACAAGUAUAAGGUUAUGCAUCAAAUUCGUGCGUGUAAAGAUUUGAAGCACUUGGUCUAUUAUCGGUUCAACAAAAUUAUUGGGAAGGGCCCCGGUUGUGGAUUCUGGCAGCCAGCUUGGAGAGUCUGGAUUUUCUUCAUGAGAGGUAUUAUCCCCUUGCUCGAGAGAUGGCUUGGUAACUUGAUGACUCGACAGUUUGAGGGCAGGACCAAUGAAAUCGUCAAGACGACAACAAAACAAAGGACUGAUGCCUACUAUGAUCUUGAAUUGAGAGCUUCAGUGAUGAAAGAUAUACUUGAAAUGAUACCUGAAGGAAUUAGGCAAAAUAAAGCAAGAACCAUCCUGCAGCAUUUAAGUGAGGCUUGGAGAUGUUGGAAGGCCAAUAUACCAUGGAAUGUUCCAGGAAUGCCAAAACCAAUAAAGAACAUCAUUGAGAGGUAUAUCAAGGCAAAGGCCGACGGAUGGGUUUCUGCCGCCCAUUACAACCGUGAACGUAUAAGACGUGGUGCCCAUGUUGAAAAGACUGUGGUAAAGAAAAACUUAGGUAGAUUAACCAGAUUGUGGAUAAAGAACGAACAGGAAAGGCAGCAGCUAAUUGAGAAAAACGGUCCUGAAAUCACACCUGAUGAGGCAACUGCAAUUUUCUCGACCAUGGUGAGUUGGUUCGAAUCGCGCAACUUUUCACCGAUACCAUUUCCACCUUUAGCAUAUAAAAAUGACACCAAGAUUCUUGUGCUGGCGCUAGAAAAUUUGAAGGAUGUUUACAACUCUAAGGUCAGACUGAACGCAACAGAACGUGAGGAAUUAGCAUUGAUUGAAGAAGCAUACGACAACCCACAUGAAACACUUAACAGAGUCAAGAAAUAUCUUUUGACACAGAGAGUUUUCAAGUCAGUUGACCUUACAAUGGUAGAUCAAUACCAAAGUAUUAAACCCGUUUUUUCCGUGGACCCACUUGAGAAGAUUACAGAUGCAUACUUGGACCAAUACCUUUGGUUUGAAGCCGAUGAAAGAAACCUAUUUCCGAACUGGAUUAAACCUAGUGAUGCCGAGAUUCCACCAUUGUUGGUAUAUAAGUGGUGUCAAGGUAUUAAUAACUUAUCUGGUGCAUGGGAUGUUUCUGAUGGACAAUCAACUGCUAUUAUAGAGGCUACUUUGGGGGAGAUGGCGGAAAAGAUUGACUUCACUCUCUUGAACAGACUGCUAAGGCUCAUUAUGGAUCCUAACAUGGCCGAUUAUAUGACUGCAAAGAACAAUGUGAUUUUAACAUACAAGGAUAUGGCACACGUUAACAAGUACGGCCUUCUUCGUGGUCUGCAGUUUUCCUCUUUCAUAUACCAGUAUUAUGGAUUGGUUAUGGACUUACUUCUGCUCGGAAAUGAGAGGGCCACCGAUUUGGCAGGGCCUGCUAUCAAUCCGAAUGAUUUCAUGCAGUUUAAAGAUGUUGAAACCGAGAUGAGAAGUCCUAUCAAACUUUAUGCACGUUACUUGGACAAGAUUUAUAUCUUGCUUCGUUUUGAGGAGAGGGAGACCGAUGAGUUAACUGAUGAAUAUCUGUCUGAAAAUCCAGAUCCGAACUUUCUCAAUGCUGUCGGCUAUAAUAACAAAAAAUGCUGGCCACGAGAUGCUCGUAUGCGCUUGAUGAGACACGAUGUUAAUUUGGGCAGAGCAAUAUUCUGGGAGAUCGCAGGCCGUGUGCCAUCUUCUCUCGCCAAUCUCAACUGGGAAAGCAGCUUCGUUUCAAUUUAUAGCAAGGACAAUCCUAACUUGCUAUUUACGAUGUGCGGCUUCGAGGUCCGCAUCCUACCAAACCAUAGAGCUGAUGAAGUAAUUUCAAGCGGUGAGGGUGUUUGGGACCUCUUAGAAGAACAAACGAAGCAAAGGACCGCCAAAGCAUAUCUCAAAGUCUCGCAAGAUGCCAUUGACGAAUUUGACAGCAAAAUACGUGGGAUUCUGAUGGCAUCAGGAUCUACCACAUUUACUAAAAUUGCAGCCAAAUGGAAUACAGCACUUUUAUCAUUGUUUGCUUACUUUAGAGAGGCAAUUGUCACAACAGAGCCUUUAUUAGAUAUUUUAGUCAAGGCCGAAACCCGCAUACAAAACAGGGUCAAGAUAGGAUUGAACUCUAAAAUGCCCACUCGUUUCCCACCAGCGGUUUUCUAUACUCCUAAAGAAUUAGGUGGCUUGGGUAUGAUUAGCGCUUCUCAUAUUUUGAUUCCAGCAGCCGACCUAACGUGGUCACGGCAAACUGAAACUGGUGUAACCCAUUUUAGAGCAGGUAUGAGCCAUGAAGAUGACAAACUAGUACCAACUAUCUUUCGUUAUAUCACAACCUGGGAGAAUGAAUUUCUGGACUCCCAGCGUGUUUGGUCUGAAUAUGCAGCGAAGCGACAAGAGGCCAUCCAACAGAAUCGCAGGCUCGCUUUCGAAGAGCUUGAAGGCUCUUGGGACAGAGGUAUACCAAGAAUUAGCACUCUGUUUCAGAAGGACCGUCACGUAUUAGCCUACGAUAGGGGCCAUCGCGCACGGCGAGAAUUCAAAAAGUAUUCACUGGAGCGUAACAGUCCAUUUUGGUGGACUAAUUCUCAUCAUGAUGGUAAAUUAUGGAAUCUAAAUGCCUACCGGACAGAUGUCAUCCAGGCUCUCGGAGGCAUAGAAACAAUUCUCGAACAUACUCUCUUCAAGGGUACAGGAUUUAGCUCAUGGGAGGGAUUGUUCUGGGAGAAGGCGGCUGGUUUUGAAGAUUCUAUGCAAUUCAAGAAAUUGACGCAUGCUCAAAGGACGGGUCUGAGUCAGAUUCCAAAUCGUCGUUUUACUUUAUGGUGGUCACCCACAAUUAAUAGAGCCAACGUCUACGUUGGGUUUUUGGUUCAAUUGGAUUUGACUGGUAUAUUUUUGCAUGGUAAGAUUCCCACCUUGAAGAUAUCACUUAUUCAAAUUUUCCGAGCACAUUUGUGGCAGAAGAUCCAUGAAAGUAUUGUGUUCGAUAUUUGUCAAAUUUUAGAUGGCGAGUUGGAAGCUCUACAAAUAGAAUCUGUGACUAAGGAGGCCGUUCAUCCACGUAAAUCCUACAAGAUGAACUCUAGUGCUGCCGAUAUAACUAUGAACAGCGUCUACCAAUGGGCAGUAUCCAGGCCUUCUCUGCUCCAUAAUUCAAAGGACUCAUUUGAUGCCACAUUUACCAACAAGAUGUGGUUUGAUGUACAAUUGAGAUAUGGUGAUUAUGAUUCUCAUGACAUAUCAAGAUAUGUCCGGGCCAAGUUUCUAGACUAUACCACCGACAACGUAAGCAUGUACCCUUCUGCCACCGGUGUCAUGAUUAGCAUUGACCUGGCUUACAACAUGUAUGACGCGUAUGGUAACUGGUUCACUGGAUUAAAACCCUUGGUACAAAACAGUAUGAGGACUAUUAUGAAGGCAAAUCCUGCGUUGUAUGUUCUUCGUGAGCGUAUUAGGAAGGGCCUGCAAAUCUACCAAUCGAACAUUCAAGAACCUUUCCUAAACUCAUCGAAUUACAGUGAAUUGUUCAAUAAUGAUGUGAAACUUUUUGUUGACGAUACCAAUGUGUACAGGGUUGCAGUUCACAAAACAUUUGAAGGCAAUGUUGCCACCAAGGCCAUCAAUGGUUGUGUUUUCACUUUGAACCCCAAGACGGGUCAUUUGUUCCUAAAGAUCAUUCAUACUUCCGUAUGGGCAGGUCAAAAACGGUUAAGUCAGCUGGCUAAAUGGAAAACUGCAGAAGAAGUAAGUGCACUGAUAAGAUCUCUACCGAAGGAAGAGCAACCAAAGCAAAUUAUUGUUACUCGGAAAGCCAUGCUUGAUCCAUUAGAAGUUCACAUGUUGGACUUCCCGAAUAUCUCAAUAAGACCUACGGAACUAAGGUUACCAUUUGCAGCAUCACUAUCCAUCGACAAGUUAUCAGAUGUGGUCAUGAAAGCGACCGAACCGCAGAUGGUACUUUUCAACAUUUACGAUGACUGGCUAGAACGAGUCUCGUCAUACACAGCGUUUUCGAGGCUUAUUUUACUACUGAGGGGACUGAAGACGGACGAAGAGCAGGCAAAGAUUAUACUACUUGGCGAUCCAACUAUUCCUGUUAAGCAGCACCAUCUAUGGCCGUCAUUUACGGACGAACAAUGGAUUACUAUUGAGGCAAGAAUGCGAGACUUGAUUCUGGGUGCGUAUGGAAAGAAGUACGGCGUCAACAUAUCCUCUUUAACUCAAACUGAGAUAAAGGAUCUGAUUUUAGGACAAAAUAUCAAGGCCCCUUCUGUAAAGAGGCAAAAGAUGGCCGAGCUUGAGGCGGCAAGAAAUGAGACUCAAGCCGAUGAGAUGAAUGCUGGCGCAUCCAGCGUCAUGAAAACCAAAACAGUCAAUGCUCAAGGUGAGGAGAUUGUUGUUGUUACUUCGGCCAAUUACGAAAAUGAGACCUUCACAUCUAAGAAUGAAUGGCGAAAGAGUGCUAUUGCGAAUAGUCUGUUGUAUCUGAAGCUCAAGAAUAUCUACGUGGCAUCAGAUGACUUUAUUGAAGAAAAAGACGUCUUUGUCUUACCUAGGAACCUACUCAAAAAGUUUGUGGAGAUAUCCGAUAUAAGAAUUCAGGUGGCUGCCUACUUGUAUGGAUGCUCGUCAUCAGAGCAUCCAAAUGUCAAGGAGAUAAGAACAAUUGCCCUAUGUCCUCAACUUGGGAAUAACAAGUCGGUUACUUUCUGCAAACCGCCAGAAGACCAGGUAGAACUUCAGGAUUUACAACUUUUAGGCUGGAUUCAUACUCAAAAGGAGGAUUUAAAAUUUAUGGCCGCCCCAGAGGUAACAACGCAUGCGAAAACUUUUGGUACGACCUUCAAGGACACUAUAGACUUGGCAGUCUGCCUGCUGCCAGGGUCAGUUUCGUUAGCCGCCUAUAAUUUGACAGACGAGGGCUACGGGUGGGGAGUGCAAAAUCAGGACAUGGUUAAUACGAUAUCUGAGGGAUUCGAUCCUGCUUUUAGUGAACAUGCGCAACUUUUACUUUCCGAACGGUUUAUGGGUAAUUUCUUGGUUCCUAUCGGAGGGUUCUGGAACUACACGUUCAUGGGUGCAAGUUUCACAACUAAUAUGAGCUACGAAUUAAGAACAGGCAUUCCAUUAGAAUUUUACAAUGAGCAACAUCGUGUAACGCACUUCCUGCAAUUUCAUGACGCUAAUGGCGACCAGGCCCUCGAGGCUGAACAAGAGGAUGUUUUCGCUUAA
Molecule: messenger RNA, 7263 nt
Organism: Torulaspora delbrueckii
Lineage: Eukaryota; Fungi; Ascomycota; Saccharomycetes; Saccharomycetales; Saccharomycetaceae
Gene: PRP8
Product: U4/U6-U5 snRNP complex subunit PRP8
Exons: 1
Coding region: 1-7263 (2420 amino acids)
Biological process (GO): spliceosomal tri-snRNP complex assembly; mRNA splicing, via spliceosome
Cellular component (GO): catalytic step 2 spliceosome; U5 snRNP
Molecular function (GO): U6 snRNA binding; U5 snRNA binding; metallopeptidase activity
Source: RefSeq, a predicted model, not a curated record